This is a messenger RNA of Ricinus communis (castor bean), 1515 nucleotides long. Its product is annotated as agamous-like MADS-box protein MADS2. Gene Ontology annotation, cellular component: nucleus. NCBI's taxonomy places the organism in Eukaryota, Viridiplantae, Streptophyta, Magnoliopsida, Malpighiales, Euphorbiaceae. Gene Ontology annotation, biological process: positive regulation of transcription by RNA polymerase II. Gene Ontology annotation, molecular function: RNA polymerase II cis-regulatory region sequence-specific DNA binding; protein dimerization activity; DNA-binding transcription factor activity, RNA polymerase II-specific. The record is from RefSeq and is a predicted model, not a curated record. The coding region runs from base 513 to 1247 and encodes 244 amino acids. The transcript has 8 exons.
UGUAGUUUUCAGGUUCCGGGAUUUCUAUACAUGCUUCUAAGUUGUGCAGAAUUUUACCUAUUUUCAGUGUAUUGCAUUCAAUUAUUUGUAAGCACAUUUACACAAUUUCUAACAAUGGGAUUCCGUUUCCAGUUAAAAAAAAAAAUGUUAUGACAGUCGACAAAUGAUCGAGUAGUUAAGCUUAUGGCAGAUUUACAACUCAUCAAUGUGCUUUUUCAAACUAAAAUAAAUACUAAUAAAAAUUGUACUAUGAUCACAAAAAGUAAUUACAGCUAAAUCAUGUCAAAAAAAUCUUAAGUUAUUUAUUUAUUUUGUACAAACGAUAAAAGACAUCACAAUCCAGGGUUUCCAUUUCUCUCGUUUAUUUAUUUAUUCUCUUUUUCCUUCUUGUGUACUAUACAGCCUUCUUUUUUAUCUCUUUGAGUACCCUUAAAACACAGGAGUUUGUAAAGUUUGCUAUAGCUUAACCAAGAUUGGAAAGGAGAGAGAGCAAGUGUGAGUAAGAACUAAACAUGGGAAGAGGGAGAGUGGAGCUGAAAAGAAUAGAGAAUAAAAUUAACAGACAGGUUACUUUUGCUAAGAGAAGAAAUGGAUUGCUCAAGAAAGCUUAUGAACUCUCAAUUCUUUGUGAUGCUGAGGUUGCUCUUAUUAUCUUCUCUAAUCGUGGCAAGCUCUAUGAGUUCUGUAGCAGCUCUAGCAUGUUGAGAACACUCGAAAGGUACCAGAAAUGCAGUUAUGGUGCACUUGAAGCCAGCCAACCAGGCAACGACACACAGAACAACUACCAGGAGUAUCUGAAGCUAAAAGCCAGAGUUGAGGUCCUACAGCGAUCACAAAGGAACCUUCUUGGGGAGGAUUUGGCCCCAUUGGAUACUAAGGAGCUUGAGCAGCUUGAGCAUCAACUGGAGACAUCCCUUAAGCACAUCAGGUCAACCAAGACUCAAUUUAUACUCGAUCAGCUCACUGAUCUUCAAAAUAGGGAGCAACUGCUACUUGAUGCCAACAAAGCCUUGAGAAGGAAGUUGGAAGAAAGUAGUGCACAAGUUCCACUUGGACUAGCAUGGGAAGCUGGAGGACCUAACAUUCAAUACAACCGCCUUCCGGCUCACUCAGAAGGGUUCUUCCAUCCACUGGGAGAGCAUUCCACCUUGCAAAUUGGAUACAAUCCAGUGAGUGGAGAUCAUGUCAAUGUUGCAGGUGCCCACACACAACAUGUCAAUGGAUACAUUCCUGAGUGGAUGCUUUGACUUUGAUACAUCUAAUAUAUCGCAUAUAAGAUCAAAAUAUAUAUCUGCAUAACUUUCUGGCUUUGUUUCUUAAUAUCGUUAUGGUUUGCUGUGAUGUAAGUUAUAUAUAUGCAUAACUUGUAAUUAUCAUUAAGACAAUAAGUAAAUGUUUGUAAGGUGUUGUAACUUUCAAAGAAAGAUGCUGUAUUUACAUAUAGUGUCAUGUACGGAUUGUAAUUUUAUACAAUUAUUAAGGAUAUUAUAUUCUAUAAUAUGCGGUUGUUUUAGA